Messenger RNA from Carassius auratus (goldfish), 957 nucleotides. RefSeq names its product olfactory receptor 52N2-like. Lineage: Eukaryota; Metazoa; Chordata; Actinopteri; Cypriniformes; Cyprinidae. Gene Ontology annotation, cellular component: plasma membrane. Gene Ontology annotation, biological process: G protein-coupled receptor signaling pathway. Bases 1 to 957 code for a protein of 318 amino acids. Gene Ontology annotation, molecular function: G protein-coupled receptor activity; olfactory receptor activity. The record is from RefSeq and is a predicted model, not a curated record. The transcript has a single exon.
AUGGAGAAUAUUUCUGUGCAAAAUAUUUCAUUCACAGAAUUCAAAUUAAAUGGUUUCUACAGUCUAGGAGAAUGGAGGCCUUUUUUAUUUAUACCUUUCUUUCUAAUGUUUUUAUUGUCUCUUACAGCAAAUUCUAUUCUUAUAUGCAUAAUUAUAUCUCAAAAGUCUCUGCAUUCUCCUAUGUAUGUACUAAUAGGGUUGAUGGCUGUUGUAGACUUGCUCUUGCCUAUAUUUUUUGUACCCAAUAUGCUUUUUAGCUUUUUAUUCAACUGGGGUGGGAUAUCCCUAGUUGGUUGUUUGAUACAAAUGUUUUGCCUUCAUUUUGUUGGAGCAUUCCAAACUACUUUGCUUUUGUGGAUGGCACUGGAUCGUUACUUUGCCAUAUGCAGACCUCUUUACUAUCAGAAAUACAUGGAAAUACCUAACUUUGUAAAGUUUGUUGUUGUGCCAGUAAUAAGAAACGGAUUACUAAUUGUCACAAUGGUUUCUCUGGCUGGAAAACUGACAUUUUGUGUAACAAAUUUCAUUGAUCACUGUUUUUGUGAGCACAUGGCAUUGGUUCAGCUAGCAUGUGGAGAUAUAACUAUUAAUAACAUUGUAGGACUUUCAACAGCAUUCCUGAUACCAACUGCUGAUUGUAUUCUUAUUGCUGCUUCUUAUGCUGUGAUUUUUGCCUCUGUGUUUAGAUCUGGUAAGGCCCAAAUUAAGGCCAUAAACACCUGCAUUACUCACUUAAUUGUGAUAUCAGGUAGUUUGAUUUUUGCUCUGAUUGCAUUCAUGUCUUACAGAAUAAGAAACAAUUUUUCUACUAACAGUCGUGUGUUUGUGAGCACAAUGUACUUACUUUUUCCAAGUUGUUUCAACCCAAUUGUUUAUGGAGUGAGAACAAAAGAAAUAAGACAAAAAUUUAUUCAGUUUAUAAGUGAUGUAAAGGUAUUUCCAUUGUACAAUAUCUAG